Knipowitschia caucasica is the source of this 1899-nucleotide messenger RNA. The record is from the annotation of a GenBank genome assembly. NCBI's taxonomy places the organism in Eukaryota, Metazoa, Chordata, Actinopteri, Gobiiformes, Gobiidae.
AUGAACGAUUCCUUCGUCGCAGCUGUUGUGGGUCGUAGCACAGAUCUGAAGGAUUAUCGUCUACGUUCGAAGCUCCAGCCUCUAUCGCAGAGUUCUAAAGCCCCACAGAAUCACCGGGACCCACCGGGACCCACUGAGAAUCGGGUGACCUCACCUGGGACCGGGAAGAACGCGCAGAUCUCCGAACACACGGACCUGACAGGGACGCGUUGCCUUGGUAACGAUGGCAGACUCCUCUUCUCCUUGGCUGGAGGCUCACUCAGACCCUGUUGCUGUGGAGAAGGAGAGAACAGUCUUGUGGUGGCCGACCUGGGCUCCUCUGGCUCCUCUGGGAUAAAACUCAAGGUCUUCAGGGGGACCUCUCUGGUGUCGGAGUCCUCUCUCCUGGACCUCCCAUCAGGUCUGGUCUCAUUCUUCAUGGACUUGAACGAGCCUCGGGUCCCAGCUCUGGCCGUGGCUUCAGGUCCAUGUAUUUACGUCUACAAGAACCUAAGGCCCUACUUCAAGUUCACUCUGCCGGGACUCGAGGUGGACCCUCUGGAGCAGGAUGCAUGGGCGGGGCACACUGACCCGCAGGCUUUAAGGGAGCUGCUGGAGGGCAUCAGGAGUAAAUCUAUCCUGUCUCAGCGAUCACUACACUUCCUGUCACUGGAACCAGAGAAGUGGGAGGAGUUUGUGAAGCUGCACCAGGACCAGCCAAUCAGGAGACAGACCGUCAUCACCUGCUUGGGGACCCUGAGGAAGUGUACGGCGGAUGAAGAUGGAGUCAGCUGUUUAGUGAUUGGCACAGAAUCCUGUGAGGUCUAUGUCCUGGAUCCAGAGGCUUUUAUUAUCUUGACCAAGGUGGUGGUACCAGCGCCCCCUGUUGUCCUGGAUGUCAGUGGACAGUUUGAUGUAGAGUACAGAAUCACGGCGGCGUGUCGGGACGGCAACGUGUACAUUCUGCGCAGAGACUGUGAGAAACCUAAAUACACUGUGGAGCUGUCGUCUCAAUGUGUGGGUUUGGUUCGAGUCGGAAAAACUGUGGUGGUCGGCUGCAGCGACCAGACACUCCAGGGAUUUACCCAGAAGGGGAAGCGCCUCUGGAGUCUCCCCCUGCCCUCCCCCAUCUCGGCCCUCUCCCCCAUGCCCCUCCCCUCUCGUGGGUUCGGGGGCCUCCUUGUGGCCCUCAGCAGUGGGGAGGUGCGUCUGUACCAGGACCAGUGGUUGGUGAACACUCAGAGGGCUCCGGAGCCGGUCACCGCGAUGACGUUUGGUCGUUACGGUCGUGAGGAGGGAACUGUCAUCAUGGCGACCCGUGGAGGGGGGAUGCUGGUGCGGAUCCUGCGGCGGACAGCGUCUCUCCAGAAGUCAGAGGGAGGGGGGCCCCCAGUGGCCCAGAGUGUGCGUCUGAAUGUCCCCAAGAAGAGUCAGCUGUUUGUGGAUCAGACUCUGAGAGAGAGAGAGCAGGGCAGCUUGAUGCAGAGCGCCUUUCUCACAGACCUGCUCCGUACCCGUGUGCGUGCUGCUCAGGCUUACUGCAGAGCUCUGGAGGCCUCUGAGGGCCCCUGCUCUGAAGGCCUCUCCUCUGAGGGACCCAUCAAGCUGCAUGCUGCAGUGAGAGGCUUGGGACCACGCUUUACUCUCACUCUGUAUGUGGUUAAUACAGCAGCUGUCCGACCAAUCAUAGGCCUCCGAGUGUGUCUAUUGUAUGACCCCGCCCACUACACUGUAGCCCCGCCCAUGCUCACACUGCCCUUGCUGGCCCCCGGACUGAACUACAGCCUCAGCACACUAGUCACCUGCUGCGGAGCCCUACACACUAGUGACGUCAUCAGGGCAUGUGUGGUUCAGGAGGGGAGGGGUGGCGUGUUGCUAACGGCUAACAUCAACAUGCCUCAGGCUGAGGGACUCGUGUAA